GCUGAUUGCCGGUUUUAUUUAUUCUUUUUUUUUUUGUUUUGCAAUUGCACGUAACUUUCAAAACACUAAAGUUUGGUGGAGAAUAGCUGAGAAAAUGUUAAUCCUAAACAAAUGCUCACCUCUUAGGCAGAUUCUUAGACGCUGUCAUCGUCAGGUUGUGGAAAAUAGCAAAGUUGUUAACAAAAACCUAACCGCAUUCAUGGGAAAAUGGCCUGAAGAGGAGCAACAGGAUUUUCGGCUGCACAUGCGCAUUAUUACGGAUUUUAUCAGCGAAUUGGAGGAGCAGCAGCUACACGAGGAAAUAGAACCCUAUAUGAGUCGAUUACGCUAUGAGUUUGAUCACUGGGAUGAUGCCAUCCAUGGCUUCCGGGAGACAGAGCGCAAGAAGUGGUUCCCCCACAACCGAGAGGUUCUGGAGCGCGUGCGUCAGGUGGCCUUCGAAGGCGCCAUAAUGCCAUAUGUGCAUAUCCUGGAUCUGGCAGCCGAUGGGGUUAUCAAGCCUCAUGUGGAUAGUACCAGGUACUGUGGCACCACAAUCUCUGGCAUCAGCCUUCUAAGCGACAGUGUCAUGCGGCUCGUACGCACGGAUGCCCAGCGGUACCAGCAAUCAGGGACGAAUGCAAAGGAAACGGACUCCCAGGAUGCAGAUUCGGAUGCUGCAUAUCGCCACCAGCCUAAGGAAGCGUCGCUGGAAAACAAAUUCUACGCCGAUCUGCUACUUCCUCGACGCUCCCUGUACAUAAUGAGCCACACGGCUCGCUACAAUUUCACGCACGAGAUACUGGCCAAGGAGCAUUCACAGUUCCAGGGCAUGCCCGUGCCCAAGACACGUCGCAUUUCCAUCAUUUGUCGAAAUGAGCCUUGAGGCAAAGCGAGGAGAGGAUGACCCUCUUUAGAAGUGUUGAAAAGAUUUAGUUUUUGACUUUUUUCCCCCAAAUAUUUAUCCAUGUAUUCUAGUCUAGUUUAUAUUUUGUGUAAAUAUGGGAAA
This is a messenger RNA of Drosophila kikkawai, 988 nucleotides long. RefSeq names its product alpha-ketoglutarate-dependent dioxygenase alkB homolog 7, mitochondrial. The record is from RefSeq and is a predicted model, not a curated record. Gene Ontology annotation, biological process: DNA damage response; fatty acid metabolic process. Lineage: Eukaryota; Metazoa; Arthropoda; Insecta; Diptera; Drosophilidae. Gene Ontology annotation, cellular component: mitochondrial matrix.